This is a messenger RNA of Rotaria socialis, 5652 nucleotides long. Lineage: Eukaryota; Metazoa; Rotifera; Eurotatoria; Philodinida; Philodinidae. The record is from the annotation of a GenBank genome assembly.
AUGUUUAAAGUUCAAGAUCCAAAUAUUCGUGCGUCAUCGAAUUUUCUUUUUGAAAAUGUUAAUAAAAUAUUAUCGACUUUUGUACCUGCAAAUCGUCGUCCGGAGAAUUUCCAAUUACACGAAGCAAUAAAUGUUAAAUCUAAUGGAACAAUUACUUUUUCGGAUAAUAAAUCAAACCGAGCACAAUUCAUUCGCAUACCACCGGAUGCUUCUGUUUCGCACGUUAAAGAACUAAUGCACCGAAAAUGGUGUACUGAACGACCAUCACUUGUUAUCUCAAUAACAGGCGGAGCAAAAGAUUACAAUAUGAAACCAAGAUUACUACGAGCAUUUCGACGUGGUCUUCUUAAAGUAGCAAGUACAACAGGUGCUUGGAUAAUUACCGGAGGUAUGAAUAGAGGCAUUAUGAAGCUUGUUGGUGAAAUUGUUCAAACAAAUCCUAAUCGUUCACGUCCAAUACAUUUAAUUGGUAUCGCUACUUGGGGUUGUGUAUCGGGCUUUCAUCAACUUGAUGUUCACGGAGCAAAUGUACACUAUGUUAAGCCACGUGCAGAAGAAAGGGGUCAGGCAUCUCUUGAACCUAAUCAUACUGAGUUUAUUUUUGUUGAUGAUGGAAGUGAACGAAAAUAUGGACGUGAAAUAACAUUUCGUGCCAAUCUGGAACAACUUAUUUCAGGAGACUUUUUUGCAGCUCGAUCUACGCCAGCGCUCAACAGUUCAUUGCAACCGUUGUCGGGAGCGACAUCGUUACGUGCAGAACCAACAGAUCCUGUACCUGUUGUUCUUCUCGUUGUUGAAGGUGGUCCAAAUACUGUUCGAACAGUACAUGAAGCUGUUGUCCAAAAUAAUAUACCUGCUGUUUUUAUUGAAGGAACAGGUCGUUGUUGCGAUUUAUUUGCUGAAGCAAUACAUCUGUACAACAAAUAUCGUGCAAAAAUUGAGUCCAGCGAAGCAAAUUCACAUUCGGAUCCAGCCACUAUUCAAAGACAUAAUGAUGAAUUAAAAAAUAAACUGCGAGAAGCACUUAAAGACAAAAUUCUUGAAAUUAGUGGCGCAGGUGAUGCAGCAGGAGGUGGUGCUAAUAAAAAACCGUCAAAGCCUGUAGGAUCUACAGGCGAAACGAAGCGACGUGAAGGAGAUUCCACCGAUUAUUUUGAAUUAGUUUAUCAAUGUAUUGAGAGGCGUAAACAUUUUUUAAAUGUUAUCAGUCUUAAUGCACGGAAUCCAAUUGAACCUGAUAUUGAUGUAGCUAUUUUAAAAGCUUUAUUGAACGCCACUUCGGGUUCCGAGUCUGUUGUAUCAGAUAAACAACGGAAAUGUGAGCAAUUUCGUUUAGCUUUGGAAUGGAAUCGUGCCGAUAUUGUAAGAAAUCAUAUUAUGAUACACGAAGAAGAUUGGGAAAAUAGAGAAUUAACUGGCCUAUUUGAAAUAGCACUUAGUCGAAGUCAAACAGACUUUGUUAAAUUGUUUCUCGAUCAUGAUUUCUCAUUAACUGAUUUAUUUCGAGACAAAACAAAACUUCCAUUACUUUAUGUAAACAGCAUGCAAGAACAUCAUGAAAUUUCUGUCAACAAUGAUGAUCCAUUACGAACAAUCUAUCAAGAAAUGAUUCAACCGUUAAUAGGCGAUUUUUUUGAAGUGGAUGUUGCUUUAUGCACAAAAACCAAUACUUCUGACUCUCUAUUAGAUAAUGAAUAUCUUGUAGCAUGCUCCUGUUGUACGGCGCCUAGUAGACGUGAAGACUAUCAAAAUCAAAUUUCUACUGAAGGUGGUGCAAAUCUAUCUGCAGAAGCAGCUCAUGCCGAUUCGCAUAUGGACGUUGACAAAGAACUAUUUCUCUGGUCUGUAAUAACAGGUCAGCGUGAUCUUAAUUUUUUAUUUUGGGCACGUGGUAAAAACAAGAUUUGUGCUGCAUUGAUUGCUGUAAUAGUUUAUAGACAUCUUGCUCAUAAAAACAACGACAUUCGUUAUAAUCAAUCAGCGGAUGCAUUUGAAAAUUUGGCUGUAGAAAUUCUCGAUCGAUUUUAUCAAAUUAAUGCUCGUGCAUGUACAAAAGCAAUCAUACGACAAAUACCAGCCUAUGGCAACGCUACAUGGUUGGAAUUAGCAAUCAAAGCUGAAGCUAAACAGUUCAUUGCUCAACGAGCUGUACAAGAUGUACUUAAUAACAUUUGGUUUGGUUUUAUUGAUCAGAGAGAAAAUCAAAUGACAAUUAUUUUCUCGACACUUAUGCUUUGGUACAGUGGUUUUCUUCGUUAUCAUGAUGAAUUAGUUAAAACAAAUGAUCAAUCAACAUUUCUAGAUGACUCACUUAAUAAAUCAAAUUUAUUAGAACGGAAUCCAACACUGAAAACAACACGUUCUAUAGAAAAGCCAACCGAUGAUAUUCGGCUAAGAUUAAUGCAUGGUGUUGCAGAUCAAGAUCAUUCUCCUGUUGGUUUCGUCGAUGUUGGCUGUUUUGAAACGGCAAGAAGUAAAGUAAUGAAAUAUUUUGGCAAUAUUUUAAGAUUUCUACGUGCUCCAUAUGUUAAAUAUUUAUAUAGUUUAUAUUGUCAUAUGGCAUUCUUAAUACUCUUCUCCUACUUAAUAUUAUGUGAUUUUUUCCCUCUUUAUGAUAUUGACGUGGCUAUGUGUGGACUGUCAAAUGAUCCUGAAAACAUUGAAAAUGCUACGAAAACUCAUUUGAUUAAUAAAAAUGGAACUGAACUGAAGGCAACAAUUCCAUAUGGACUCCAAAAACAUGAUCAACCAGCUAUUCAAGAAUAUAUACUUUUGAUUUGGGUUUCGACGUUACUUUGUGAAGAAUUGCGACAAUUCUUUUCUGGGGAAGCACAAUCAGUGCGUAAUAAAAUUUCAGCAUAUUUUGGCGUAUUUUGGAAUCAGCUAGAUGUUGUAGCAAUACUUCUUUUUUACGUUGGUUUUGCUCUUCGACUUCUUCCAUCAGCAGAAUGUUUUUGUGCAGCACGUAUCGCUUUAUCGGUUGAUCUAACACUGUGGUUCAUGCGUACAUUAAAUAUAUUUGCAGCUAUUAAACGACUUGGUCCUAAACUUGUUAUGAUAGGUGAAAUGGUACAUGAUUUAAAAUUUUUCAUGCUGAUGUUAACUGUGUUUAUUUUGGGAUUUGGUGUAUCAUCUUAUAGUCUUAUUCAUGGUACAAAAGAAUUUAGUUGGCAUUUACCUCGUGAAAUUAUAAAUCUUGCCUAUUGGCAAAUGUUUGGAGAGUUGAAUUCAUUGGAUACGUUCGAAAGUACUUCUAUUAAUCCACAUCAACUACAGAAGACCUCAAAUAUUUCAAAAAUGAAGAAUGAUGAUGAUCGAUUCCUUGACUUAAUGCAACUAUCUUUGAUAAAUCAUAAUCGUAUAGAUAUAGAUACUGAUUCAGAACCUGAGUUAGAUACACAUAGUGAUAAUCAUUAUUACGAGGUGGUCGACAAAGAUAAUAUAACUUUUGGGAAAACUAAUCGUGGUGGUCGGGAACUUCAUAUGUGUGGUUAUUCAUACCAGGUGAAAAAAGAAAACUUAACAACAACUCGCUGGAGAUGUGCUGUUCGUUCACCAGCAUGCCCAGUAACUAUACAUACAAGCAAUGUUGAUGAUAGUGUUAUUCACUGGAAUAGUGUUUAUCACCACCAUGCUCCAAACGGAAAUCGCGAACUCAUUAAAGGAAUAAUCGCAAAAAUAAAAAGCAGAGUGUUGACUGAACCUUAUCCGGUUGUUCUCAUAGCCGAAGAAGAAAUACGUUAUGCUAAAUUUACUAAAGCACAAUUGGCUGUUAUGCCUCUUCCUAGUCAUAUGGAAUCGGCUCUGCAAAAGUAUCGAAGAAAACAUAUUCCUGCGUUACCGUCAUCACUUGAUUUCAAAAUUCCAUUGCUUUAUCAAAGUACAUGGUCUGGAGAAAAAUUCAUUAUCGCUGAUACACAGAGAAAAAAAGUUGGAGGUCGGUUGAUAAUGUUCGGCUCUAAUGAACAAGUUGAUUUACUAUUGAACAGUACAACUUGGUUCUGUGAUGGUACAUUUAAAACGAGGCCGUUAAUAUUUGAUCAAGUAUAUAUUAUACAAUGUCUUGUUGGUGAUGAAGUGUUUCCAGCUAUAUACGCGCUGACUUCUAAUCGUCAGCGUAAAACUUACGAAGAAAUGCUUAAUAUUAUAUUGGAAUUGGCUGCUAAUCGAAGGGUGGUUUUGCGUGUAAAAACAAUUGUCUCUGAUUAUGAAGAAGCUUGGCUACUAGCAGUGGAAAAAAUGUUACCGAAUGUAUGUCGAUUGGGAUGCUGGUUUCAUUUUUCGCAGGCGUGCUAUCGUAACAUCCAAAAUCUGGGUUUGACUAAACUAUAUGAAGACGAUCCAAAUAUCCGCUUGGAGCUUAAAAAGUUCAUAGCACUAGCACUACUUCCACGUGAUCAAGUGAAGAAGGGUUUUAAACGAUUGAGCAAAAAUGCCGACGAUCGAAUAAAACCAUUCGUCAGUUAUUUUAAAAACCAAUGGAUGAAUAAUAUGGGACCUGACCUUUGGUGUGUGGCUGAUUCAAUGAUCAGAACAAAUAACAGUUCUGAAGAUGGUCUCGUGCAUAAAUGUUUAAUCGCUGUUCCACAAUAUCAACAAAUGUAUCCUGCACCGAGACCUGAUGUUUCAGAAUCUCUUGAACAAAUGGUUACAAAAGGAUUUCUAUUAAAUCAAAAUAUUGUAUGGCAUAAAACUACUCAUAGUCAGAAAAGAUACUAUUGGAUAUUGAAACCUAAUGGAGAUGAUGAAAUUCGUGUUAAAGUCGGUAGUGGUGUUUAUGGUAAAGUUGAUCGUGAUCUAAGAAUAUUAACAUCUACGGUAGAAUGUAAAACAAUUGUUCAUCAGUUCUUGAACAGUUGGCAUACAAAUGGAUUUUUGCCUGGAUGGAAAUCAAUUUGGACAGUUUUCAAUAUUGAAAACUAUGAUAUAAGUGAAAGAAGAGUAAAAGCUAUUCACAGGAUUAUAAAAGAUAACGUUAGUCGAGGAGAAUUCAAAGUUAGUAAUAUGAAAAACUCUGAUAGAGAUUCAUCAAAUAUUCGACUACUUUAUGAACCUGAUUUUGAUAUUGACGAUCAAGAAGAUGGACUUCUUGCAGAGAAUGAUGCAAGCGACAAAAGUGCUAGUAUACAACAACUGCCAUCUGCUACUUUAACUCAAGAAAAUCAAACGAUGGUUGUGUCAGAACAAGAUUGUUGUAUCUAUUUAUCGUCAAAAAGUAGUGAUACAAUAAACGAUAAUGAUAAUAGAAUGGACCAAGCAACCAUCAUAAAUCAAACAUUAGAAGAAUCUACGAACACGACGACUUCUACUUGUUCACCAACAAUCAGACAAGCAAUAAAAGAUAUAUUCUCACAAGAUGAAAUAUCAUGUGGAACUAUUUUUGCUAGUUCAGAUGAUCCUGAUCCUGAUCCAGAUCCAGAUAAUUCUAUUGCUAACAAUUUUUCGAAUAUUGAUGAAACACCACGAACAUCUCUACAACCAUUAUCUCAAGUGUCUGCUGUUUCAACAAGUUAUCGUCAAGCAACGCCACCUACACCAACAACGACAACAACUAACAAUAAAAAAAAACGAAAAAGACGUCAUUACACACUUAGAGAAAUUCCAUAUAAUACAAGAACGAGAGACGCUGGAGCAGCUUCAAAAAUAGAUUGA